UACAUUACUUACUUUCCUCUGUAUUGCAUGUUCCCAUGUUCUGCUCUUUUAUGCAUCCUGUUUUUUCUUUUUUAUAUUUUGGUUUGUGUGCGUGCAUUUGUUUCUGCUAUGUUUUUCUUUUGCAUUUUAGCUAAAUUCAGACUUGCCAUGCAUGAUGCCAGAUCUAGUACACACUGCAGAGCCCUAGCAGAUAAGAAGUUGCAAAUGUGUUUACGAAAAGCACGAAGUCUCCAGGACCACAUGCUGCUGCCGGCAAUUCCUCAAGCGCUGCCACCAGCUUACCCCUCAUCACAAGGGGGAGCUAUAAAUCAAUCUACAAGUGACCAGACUAUCUCGGACAAAAUUCCAAUGAAGCGACAGACAAUGCUGGAGACAAACACAAAGGAGGACUUCGCAUCUACUCCAUUAACAUACUCGUUCGCCUCUAGCCAUGAGUUGCUUCCUUCGUCUGCUGAGUCUUCCAGCUUGUCACCUUCUGACCAUUGCCCAUGUAGCAAGACAUUUUCAAACUAUCGUGUUCCUACAGAUCCCAUUUCCCCAGAGAGUGCCUCAACUUCUGUACAAAGCACGGCUGAUAAAAUGGUGAGAACAGAUGAUUCUAGCCCAGAUCCUCAUAACAAAAAAAGCAUAGGGGUGAAAGAAGUAACAGUGGGAGUCCUGACAAUGGUAAGGUGGCUGAGGAGCAUGAAGCUAAAGAUGGUCUCCUUACUCUCAGGAAGAUGAAACUCAAUGGCAUUAAAUCUGGCUCUUUACCAUCAUUACUAUUUCCAUGGGCUCGUCGUUCACAAGUGCAGUCUCCAGACAGAAGCAACCCACCGAGUUAUUGUCACAAAUCUGUCAGUACAGAAAUCCAUGUAAGUGAAGACAAAGUUGGAUCCUCUAGUGUCACUUCAGUAUCUCCAGCCGGUUCGACAGGUUUCACCAUUCAACCAGCCAAUGUGUCAUCUAGAACAAACAGCCAGGAUAUCUUAUUAGAUAAGCACUCUGAGUUGAAUAUCUCUGAGCCCAGCAAAGUUGAGGCACCUAAAAGUAAAGGGCUAGUACGCUCGCUGGCAGAACAGUUCCAAAGGCUGCAAGGGGGUUCACCAAAGAGAAGUAGCUUUGGAGUAAAUUUUACAGGAAUUGACAGUUAUGAGCAGAAACCUUCAGCUGGGGAUCAUAUUCAAGAUUCAAUAAAUCUUCUCGAUACAGAGUCUAAUCUGCAACCUCUGAUAAGCCAAGAGAACAAAUCAGUCAGCACAGAUCAGACAAGCACUUCCCCAGAAUCUGAUGAUGGCUUUUGCAAUCUCAAUGGUUCCAGUUUGCAUCACCUGAGUAACCAAAAUGACGGGUCACUCAAAGAACUGCAAAUAGAGGCUGAUUCUAGUAACCAUGGGAAGUCCUACAAAGCAGAGAAGAAGGUGAAAUUUGGAAGCACUGUCCAUUUGCCUGCCUCUCUCCCCACAAACCAGUGGGUUGAUAAUGUCAGUCGAUAUUACAGUCCACAAAUGGACGGUACAAAUGUGGAACAUCGUGCUCACCCAAGUUUGUCCCCUGGUCGAAAGCCCGCAAGAUAUGGCUUAUCCAAGAGCUCCCUUGAUUUACGCCAAGAGUGGAAGCAGGAUUUUAAGCAAGAGAUUUCUGAACUGGAUGCCUUGUAUAACAGCAGCCUGCAGUCUUGUCCAGGCAAUAGGAAUAUGCAGUGGAGAGCUGAGCAUGCAAGAGAGUCAUUUGGAAAACUAUUUUUGGACAAUACAACUGCGAGAAAGCAAGUCGCUGGCCGAGGUCUGUCACGAACUCCAACAGCAGAGAUAGAGCGCAGUCUCUGUGGUACCACACAAUCACCUGUAUCUAAGAUGGAAGAUGCGGAGAAUCGGAGUCGACGUAACAACAUAAAGAUACGAGGCCUUAUGGAAACUAUUGGAGGAGCGGAGCUUUGCCAGACUGUCACUCAAGUAAGGGACCAAAGCAGGGAUACCGAAGAUGAACUGUACAGUGCAGAGAACUUUCGGCGGCUUGCACGGAGCCUCAGCGGAACAGUCAUCUCUGGCAGAGAAGAGACUAUGGUCUCUUCUCACAGUUUUGAGGCAUCCAAUGAGAGGAAACCGCUUGUGGACAGCAGUCAUCGCUCUCACAGCUCCUCCUCCUACCCUUAUACCCACAAUCCUUCUGUCUUAUCCUAUGAACCCCAACACUACCCAACCCAGAUACAGCACCCAUCUCAUGAGGUACUGGCGCCCAGCAUGGUGGGUGAGGCACACAGACCACCA
This is a messenger RNA of Staurois parvus, 2249 nucleotides long. The record is from the annotation of a GenBank genome assembly. NCBI's taxonomy places the organism in Eukaryota, Metazoa, Chordata, Amphibia, Anura, Ranidae.